GUGACAAUGGACUUGUUGCUGGAGUUUGUGUUUGUUAUGAGAGGAAAGAGGUUGUAUUAACCUGUAUGUACUAGUGCGAGGAAAUCUCCAUCAUUAUCAGUUGUAAUAAUAUAUUAGGGUUAUUCACAUGCCAGAAAGAAGAGAAGCUCAGGAGCACAAAAGGAGGUUGUGGCCUGUUUUUAUUGUUCGUUAAAUUCCGUUUUGAAUUCUAAGAUGUGAGGUCCAUUCCUUAUGUUUCAGUGUGCCAAGACAAGUAGAUAGCAAUUUUGCUCUGAGAAGAUGGAUUUGAAGUGAUAUGGAAUCUAUCUUUUAUCAACAUACAGUACCAGCUCACUUCAGGUUCUUCAUUGUCUGAAUGAUUACCUCAUGUCUGUGCACUGGGACUGAUGAACUGAUUUCCAGUCUUAGACAGCACAACAUUCAGGGGCAGCAAUGUUUAGCACUACACAAACUUCCAAAACUCAGUUCCUGGACAAAGCCCGGGCUGCUCGAGAGGAGAGGAAAGGGCAGAAGGAGCGUGAACGAGCGACUAUUCAGAUUCAGGCGGUCGUCAGGAGGUACCUCUGCCGGUGUCGGCUGCUUCGAGAAAUCAGAUUGGAAGUUGAUGAUUUUUUUGAUACCUAUGAAGCAAAUUCAUCAAAAAGAAGUGCGCUCGCUAUAUUUAAAAUCACUAGGAAGUUUCUGUUUGUGUAUCGCAUGAAAGAAGAUAAAGAUAGACUGCAAAAGCUGUGUCGCUGUAUCCUUAACAGCAUGGAAGUAGAGAAUGAGUCCAAGGUUUGGUAUGUGUCAUUAGCACUCUCCAAAGAUCUCACCCUGCUAUGGAUAAAACAAGUUAAAGACCUCCUCUGGCUCUGCUGUGAGUUUCUGAAGCACUUGAAGCCUGAUAUUCUGCAGGACUGUAAGUUCAUCACAUUGUAUCUCACCAUGCUGGUCACAUUCACAGACACCUCAACCUGGAAAAUACUGAGAGGGAAAGGAGAAGUCCUGAGGCCUGCCAUGAAUCACAUCUGUGCAAACAUCAUGGGUCAUCUCAAUCAAAAGGGAUAUUACACAGUGCUACAGAUAUUGUUAACAAAUGGACUGGCAAGAUCCAAACCUUCUUUGUCUAAAGGAACGUUAACAGCUAUUUUCACCCUUGCAUUACGCCCGGUGGUUGCUGCUCAUUUCUCAGACAACCUGCUCCGUUCCUUUCUUCUGCACAUAAUAUCAGUCCCAGCACUGGUGACACAUCUGUCUACGUUAGUACCUGAGUGCAUGGCUAUGAUCCAUACCCAUGAGCUACUCCGGAAAUUCAUCCUGUUUUUAAGUCGAGAUGAGCAAUGUGGCGAUAUCUGCGUAUGCUUGGAGGGAAGCCAUACACUUUGUCUUCAGGGGAAUCUAAUUUAUCUGGCCUACCUGUCUGAGAAAGUUUUGGAGGAGGAGACACAACACUUGGUCAGUGUGUUGACUGCCAUGCUGUCGUAUUGCCAGAAGUAUGUAUCUCAGAAGAAGUCCAACCUGACACACUGGCACCCAGUACUGGGCUGGUUCUCGCAGACUGUUGAUUAUGGGUUGAACGAAGCAAUGCCUCUAGUCACCAAGCAGUUACAGUUCUUGUGGAGUGUGCGGGUCAUUCGUAUGCUGUUCCAUGAUGUGUUGAGCAAGAAACUGGUUGAGACCCAAGACAUGGCAAAUACUCAAUUCUCCAGUCCUUCAAACAACAUCCAUGUCAAAAAUCUCUUUAAACGGGCAUUUCAGAAGUCAGCCUCCAUGCGAAACAUUCUGAAGCCAGUGGGUGGGAAGCGUGUGGACUCUCCUGAGGUGCAAAAGGUCUGCAGUAUUUGUGUGCUAUAUCAGACCGCAUUGACUACGCUCACCCAGAUUCGUCUCCAGAUUCUCACAGGAUUGACCUAUUUGGAUGACUUGUUGCCCAAGUUGUGGGCGUUCAUUUGUGAGCUGGGGCCCCAAGGGGGUCUGAAGCUUUUCCUUGAGUGCCUGAACAAUGAUACUGAGGAAUCCAAAUCUCUUCUUGCCAUGCUGAUGCUGUUUUGUGACUGCUCACGGCACCUGAUCACGAUCUUGGAUGAUAUUGAAGUGUAUGAGGAGCAAGUCUCAUUCAAACUGGAAGAGCUGGUCACCAUCUCCUCCUUCCUGAAUAAUUUUGUAUUUAAAAUGAUCUGGGAUGGCAUUCAGGAAAAUGCCAAUGGAGAGCAACUGGAGCUAUUCCAUUCUGUUCAUGGGUGGCUCAUGACCCUGUACGAGCGAGACUGUCGACGGCGCUUUGCUCCCGAGGAUCAUUGGCUGCGCAAGGAUCUGAAACCUAGCCUGAUAUUCCAGGAUUUGGAUAAAGGGAAGAAGAGAGCUCAGUUACUAUUGCAGUAUAUCCCACACACAAUUCCACAUAAAAAUAGGGUGCUACUUUUCCGAAACAUGGUAACAAAGGAAAAGGAGUCGCUUGGAUUGGUGGAGACGAGUUCUGCAUCUCCUCAUGUCAUCCACAUUACAAUACGCAGAUCCCGAAUGCUUGAGGAUGGUUACGAACAGUUACGGCGUCUCCCUGUGAACACUAUGAAAGGAGUUAUCAGAGUGAAAUUUGUGAAUGAUCUAGGAGUGGAUGAGGCUGGGAUUGAUCAGGAUGGUGUUUUCAAAGAAUUUUUAGAAGAAAUCAUAAAGAAGGUUUUUGACCCUGCUCUGAAUCUCUUCAAGACUACCAGUGGAGAUGAGCGACUGUAUCCAUCCCCUACCUCUUACAUCCACGAGAACCACUUGCAGCUUUUUGAAUUUGUUGGAAAAAUGCUUGGAAAAGCUGUCUACGAGGGAAUUGUAGUGGAUGUCCCUUUUGCUUCCUUCUUCCUCAGUCAGGUACUUGGACAUCAUCAUAGUGCUUUGUACAGCUCAAUUGAUGAACUUCCGUCCCUGGACUCUGAGUUCUACAAAAACCUCACUUCCAUAAAGCGAUAUGAUGGGGACAUUGGUGACCUUGGUUUGACAUUAUCCUAUGAUGAGGAUGUUAUGGGUCAGCUUGUUUGCCAUGAGCUGGUGCCUGGUGGGAAGACUAUUGGGGUCACCAAUGAAAAUAAAAUCAGUUACAUCCACCUCAUGGCUCACUUCCGAAUGCACACUCAGAUUAAGGACCAGACGAUUGCUUUCAUCCGAGGAUUCCGAUCCAUCAUUAACCCAGAAUGGCUCCGUAUGUUCUCAACUCCAGAAGUGCAACGCUUAAUUGCUGGAGACAAUGCAGAAAUCGACCUGGAGGAUCUUAAGAAGCAUACUGUGUAUUAUGGUGGUUUUCAUGGUAGUCACCGUGUGAUCACAUGGCUCUGGGAUAUCUUGGCUCGUGACUUCACAGCAGAAGAACGAGCCAUGUUUCUUAAGUUUGUCACAAGCUGCUCUCGGCCACCACUCCUGGGUUUUGCAUACCUGAAGCCUCCCUUCUCCAUUCGAUGUGUGGAGGUGUCAGAUGAUCAGGACACUGGAGAUACACUGGGAAGUGUGCUUCGGGGUUUCUUUACUAUUCGUAAAAAGGAGCCAGGUGGUCGGCUGCCAACCUCUUCCACUUGCUUUAACCUCCUCAAACUACCUAACUACAGUAAAAAGAGCAUUCUGCGAGAGAAGCUCCGCUAUGCAAUCAGUAUGAACACUGGAUUUGAACUCUCCUAAUCACCAAACACAAUGUGAAUACACCUUUUGUGCUGUACAGGACUGCUGGGAUCAGAAAACUCUUGUCGCUCAAAGAAAUAUAAACAGUGGCUCACCAACAGCUAUGAAUCAUUUGGAUAUCAAGACCAUGAUGCCUUUCAUGGUAAAGCUGAGUGGCCAAGGCUUUGAACAUCUCUUAGAUUCAUUUCUCUGAAGGGGCAUACAUAGAAAUCCAUCACCAAUAUAGACCUCUCAAUGAAUCAAAAUAUAGUUAAAACUGACCACCUCCUGAGAGAUAUGGGCUAUUUGAAUCAUAGUAGCCAAAGUCCAGCUUUAUCUCAAUGUACAUUGCCUAAUAUUUUAAAAAUUUAUUAACACUUCUCUUUAAAAAAAACUAUCCAGGCUUACAAUGUUAUAGAUUCUUCUAAGAAUACUGUGAAUAAAUAUUGUAGAGUUUCUACAUUUUGCUAAUUGUUUACUAUCAUAUGAAUAUGAAAUGUACUGAAAAGUACUUUAGCAGAUGUUCUUCAAUGGACAGGAGGUGCAUAUUAUGAAAGUUGAAAGGGAUGGCAGUUCUGGAAUUCAUGUGUUGUUUGGUACAGUAGUUUUGGCAAAGUUGUUUCUGUUUGGUUCCCUGCUUACUUCCUCAAUCACUCAACCCUCAAUCACAGCACUGGCUGGAUCAGCCGAACCAAUGUUAUUUAUAAUUGUAGAAUGAGUCAUGAAUCAAUGCAAGUGAUCAGUGAACCGGUGCAAAUCAUCAAGUCACUAAUGAACGAACAUCUUUUAUUUUCACACCCACCCCAGCUUGUUAUUUGUAAAAAUGCAAAUUCUAAUAUUUGACUUCCUGUGUAACCAUUGGACUUUUGGGACAAUAUUAUGUCAGUUUUAUUUUUCCUGCUUUGCUAUAUUAAGUCUGGAUGAUGUGGAACUGUACAGAGAAUGUUGGCAGGGUGCUAAAUCACAAGUAUUUGAAUGGAGAAAGUUAAUUAUCCAAAUCCCAAGUUUGGAUUUUGUUUUAAAACUGCCAAGCAAUUGUUAUUUAUAAUUUGUACUAAGUAGUGAAUAUUUAAUAUAAAAUAACUUUUUUUAAAAGGCAUUUUGAUGCACAUGGAAUUUGACAAUUGCGUGGUCUUGGGAGAUGAGACGGUAAUAUUAGCAAAUUAUUUUGAAUAACAAGUUAGAAAAGUUUACUAUACAGUUCACUGAAGUAAGUUAUGAUUAACCUAAGUGAAUUUCUUGGGCAUUGAUUGUACCCUUAUAUUUUAAACAGGUUUAUCCA
Messenger RNA from Hemiscyllium ocellatum (epaulette shark), 4900 nucleotides. It is a transcript of the gene ube3b, whose product is annotated as ubiquitin protein ligase E3B. NCBI's taxonomy places the organism in Eukaryota, Metazoa, Chordata, Chondrichthyes, Orectolobiformes, Hemiscylliidae. The record is from RefSeq and is a predicted model, not a curated record. The transcript has 28 exons. Gene Ontology annotation, biological process: protein polyubiquitination; ubiquitin-dependent protein catabolic process. Bases 433 to 3639 code for a protein of 1068 amino acids. Gene Ontology annotation, molecular function: protein binding; ubiquitin protein ligase activity.